GCUGCUUCUCUCGGCCUCGCUGUUACCAUGGAGACCGUACAGCCAGGUAGCGUAGCGCAGGAAGGCGACCUCUUCCCCUCAUCGGAAAGUCCGGAGAUUUGUACAGCAAUCUAUACGUUAAUGUCUGUUUCGGAUUCUGAUAGACAUCUCAGUCCCCGACACAGUGGUUCGGGUGGGGCUCGGGACUCUGGGGGCAAGUCAGAUUAGGCCUCGGAGAGGUGGGGUGAGGCCCAGUCAUUAAGGGUCCCUAAACCCCACCCCCACCCCGCGAAGGGAACAGAGGCCGAAGCACAAGUUGUGACAGCAUCACGUUUUCAUUUGUCCUUACCUCGCCCUAUUUUAUUUGGGGUUAUUCUUCCGUCAGCCCUAGGAAGUAGACUAUGGCAAGGGUCAUUUUUCUCAUGGGGCAGACUGAGGAAGCAAGGUCGGGGUCAUAAAGUAAAUCUGUAGCCACACCUCCAGGCAGCUGGAACUGCACUUACCUAACUGCAAACUAAAACUUGCCGUGAUUUUGCUCCAAAGCUGUGUAUGGCUGUUAGAUCAAAACAUCCAUAAAUCAGGCCAACCAAAGGAAAUAGGACAGAGGACGCAUGCUCCACUGCUGAAUCAGGAAGCGAAAACAGACAACAAUCAAAACAAACAAUACCAAAUUUGAGAACUACAGUAUCUGAACCUUUGACCUGAGACAAAGUUCUGAAACAUCGUGAAGCAAACCAUUCUUGGAACACUGAAUCUGUGAUUUAGGGAAUUUAGCUCCCAGGUCAUAGCUUUAUGAGUAAAAUGGAAGAAGAUGGUUGAAUUCCACUGAAUACUGAGAGGAGGCUACAGAGCAUCUAACAGCAGGAAGAGCUGUUACCACUGUUGCCACUGGCCCUAGCCUCUGGGUUCACAGUCCAGCCAUUCUCUCUGCGGAGCUGACAUAAAGCGACCAACCAGCAAGAGAAGGAUUCCGAGAAUGGCAUGUCCAGAAUAAGACCCACAUAAAGAGAAAACAUGGAGUGGAGCCAGAGCCACAGCCAAUAUAUAACAUGAUGAGAGAUAAACCUUUGUGUGGUGAAGUCUGGAGCAGGAUUCUGAGGCUUUCUGUCCUCCAUGCCGCUCACCAGAAAAGGGACUGUGAACUGUGCUCUGGCACCAGGUGACAGGAAGAAUUUCUGGCCCAGCUGGGAGUGAGAAGAGGGAGUGAGUCUCCUGAGGCCCAUCCUCGAGUCCGCCAGGAUCACCCGAACAAUCCUCGAUGUGAAUCAAUCCCAUGAUGCAACAUGCCUCCCCAGCCCCCGCUCUGACGAUGAUGGCCACGCAGAAUGUCCCUCCCCCACCCUACCAGGACAGCCCGCAGAUGACAGCAACUGCUCAGGCACCCUCUAAGACCCAGGCUGUCCACAUCUCUGCACCCUCAGCUGCUGCCAGCACGCCUGUGCCCAGUGCCCCCAUUGACCCCCAGGCCCAACUGGAGGCUGACAAGCGAGCUGUGUACAGGCACCCUCUUUUCCCGCUCCUGACGCUGCUGUUUGAGAAAUGUGAGCAGGCCACCCAGGGCUCUGAGUGCAUCACCUCCGCCAGCUUUGAUGUGGACAUCGAGAACUUUGUCCACCAGCAGGAGCAGGAGCACAAAGCCUUCUUCAGCGAUGACCCAGAACUGGACAAUCUGAUGGUGAAGGCAAUCCAGGUCCUGAGAAUUCACCUGCUGGAAUUGGAGAAAGUCAAUGAACUCUGCAAGGACUUUUGUAACCGCUACAUCACCUGCCUCAAAACCAAGAUGCACAGUGAUAACCUGCUCAGGAAUGACCUCGGGGGACCCUACUCCCCCAACCAGCCCUCCAUAAACCUUCACUCACAGGACCUCCUGCAGAAUUCCCCCAAUUCCAUGUCUGGAGUCUCCAAUAACCCCCAGGGGAUUGUGGUCCCAGCCUCAGCGCUCCAGCAGGGCAACAUCGCCAUGACAACCGUCAACUCCCAAGUGGUGUCAGGUGGAGCCUUAUACCAGCCGGUUACCAUGGUAACCUCCCAGGGUCAGGUGGUCACCCAAGCAAUCCCCCAGGGAGCCAUCCAGAUCCAGAACACACAGGUUAACCUUGACCUCACCUCCCUCCUGGACAAUGAGGAUAAGAAGUCCAAGAACAAACGAGGAGUCUUGCCCAAGCAUGCCACCAAUAUAAUGCGUUCUUGGCUCUUCCAACAUCUCAUGCACCCCUACCCCACGGAGGAUGAGAAGAGGCAGAUCGCAGCCCAGACAAACCUCACGCUCCUGCAAGUAAAUAACUGGUUCAUCAAUGCCCGGAGGCGCAUCCUGCAGCCCAUGCUUGAUGCCAGCAACCCAGACCCUGCCCCGAAAGCCAAGAAGAUCAAAUCGCAGCACCGGCCCACCCAAAGAUUCUGGCCCAACUCCAUUGCUGCAGGGGUGCUGCAGCAGCAGGGCGGUGCGCCAGGGACAAACCCCGAUGGUUCCAUUAACUUGGACAACCUGCAGUCCCUGUCCUCAGACAAUGCCACCAUGGCCAUGCAGCAGGCUAUGAUGGCUGCACACGAGGACUCAUUGGAUGGGACAGAAGAAGAGGAUGAGGAUGAGAUGGAAGAGGAGGAGGAAGAGGAGCUGGAGGAGGAGGCCGACGAGCUUCAGACGACAAAUGUCAGCGACCUGGGCUUGGAACACAGUGACUCCCUGGAGUAGUUGGCAGCCCAGCUGGCACUGGUCACCGAGCAGGAGAGGAGUGUCGUCAGGAGGGCUUCAGGGUGGGGGGGAGGGGGGCACGGGCAGGCAGCACCGAGGAAGUUGGGCCCUAGCUUCCCCAGAUCAGUAGCUUGAAGAAAUGCAGAGCAGAUGCCUGCUCCUUCCCAAACCACCAAGCUUCAAUGAGUACCCCAGCCCCACUUCCCUAGAACUGCAGAGGACUCCAUUUGCAGGGCCGGUCAAGCAGCCCAUACGGAAAGGCGGGAGUGAGAGCUGGACUCACCAAAUCCCUGAGGACAGAUGGCACCCAUGGCCCCCCCACUGAAGGACUUGAGUCGUUUACAAGCCCUGCACUGUGAGGCAGAUCGGUGCUGUUCAACAGAAUGAGCCUUGCCAGGGACACAGUUAGAAGGAAAGGGAGAGUCAAGGGCAUCUGGAUUCCACCCCCGGAAGGUUCUCAGCUCCUCUGAGAGACAUUCAAGGGCAGGAGGAGCCCAGACACAUCACCAGUGGCUAGCAGAGUGGGAGGCCCUGAGGUGUGCCGACCACAGCUCCCUGGGGCUCCCGCUCAUUCCUCCAAGGACCUGUCUCAGGCACGGGCAAUCACGGACUUGGGAGAGAGGGUAGGAGCAACCACAGCCACCUUCUCUCUCUCUCUCUCUCUCUCUCCCCAAAAUGGAUGGUCAGCUGGCAGGCUCAGAUCAUAGGGGGUUGAGCGGAAUCCCUUCCCCUGGGUUGGCUCCAGGACCCAAGGAGAUGGCACAACCUGAGCUAGGAGCCAUAUCAAGGUGACUCUGGGGACCACAGCCAUCCCCAGGUGGUCACAGAGCUCAGCUUCCAUAACAACAGGACAGUGGUGUCUUAUCCCAGGUGUUCCAGCCCUCAGCCCCCCCCGGCUGUUGCCCUGCUCCCAGGCUGGCCUCACCAGCCCCAUUCUCUCUUCUUCAUUCUUCAGAGAAGGCAGAAGGAACAUUGGAAAGAAGCAUCCAGUCCAAUGGGAAGCCAGGGGUUGGCGAAGGUGCUACAUCCCUCUUCCCAUCAAUAUCCAAAGUGUGGGCCAGGGCCCAGAGCCAGGCGGUGCCCCACCCCACACGUCUCGCUGAUCUAGCCACCACCACGACGCACGGCGCUGGAGGCACCGGGGCUCCCUCGAGGAGGAGGCUUUCUACCACCUGCCCUAACUCACACCCUCCCGCCCAACUUCCGGGCCCCCAUGAUUGGCACCCUUCCUCCCCUCCUGCUCCACCCCUUGGCUGUGAAUGAUGGGACUGGUCACACGUGUGUUUUCCAUUGGAUUUAAUUUAAUGGACUUGCAGUUUCAUUUGUAAAUUGUGCAUUGGCCAUCUCCUUCAGUGGCAGGAUGCGAGUGGCUACCUGGCUCCACUUGAGGGGACCCCUCAGGGCCCUCUGGGGCUUCCCCUCCCCCUCCUGGUUGGGGUGGAGCAAAAGGAUGGUCGCUUUCCUGAGGUCUCCCUGAGAUGAAUGUAUUUCUCCCCCAAAAGAGCUGAUAUUUAAUGUUUUAAUAGGGAUUUUUGAAAAACAAAUAACCUUAUUUAUAAUCUGGGUGAUCCAAUCAUUUUUUACUCCCUUUUGAUGCCAUAGGUAGAGGAAAGUCUAGCUUUUUUGGCGUGAGACUUUUGCAAUGUGCAGUGGGAUAAAAUACAUUUCCUUUUCUUCAUUUUUCUUGUUCUCUCUCUCUCUUAUUCUCUCUCUCUCUCUCUCUCUCUCUCUCUCUCUUUCUCUCUCUCUCUCUCUCUCUCUCACACGCACACCCUUUCACCUACCACUUUGGACAGCGACCUGCCCCGCACAGGCACACCCGCACACAUGUGCCCACACAUCCUCCUCCAGCCCCUCCACCUGCCUAAUGUUAUGCAACCUCCUUCUGAUGUAUCCACCAAACCAGUACUGAAUGUGGCCGAGAAGUUUUCAGUAAAUCUUAUUACCUACCAUAAUUCUGGUGCGCGGUUCUUUUUCUGUGGUUAGCGGUUACUGGGACCCCGGACCGGACAACAUUUGGAGCCUCAGCCUACCUCUUGUUGAACCGACUACCCAUGGAAGGGAACAAGGUAGAAGGCUCUCUGGGUGGCCUCAGUUUACCUUUCUGGGCCCGAAGACAGCCACAUUUGGCACACGCUGUCUACGCGUCUGGCUGAAAGACAAAGAGAUUAGGGAGAGACGGGAGGAAGCGCUGCGCUGCCCUCUCCUGGCAGUUCUCUCCCAUAGCAGUGGAGCGCUCAGACUGUGGUCUCUUCCACCACCCUCUACCUCCCCCCAAGGCCUCUGAUCUUCCCAGCUGCAUCGUAGGCUCUGAGGAUUUUCAUCCUCGAAGCUGGUGGCCCCAGUGCCCCUCCCCCAGCCCUCAUGCCCAUCCGGGUCCCAGGAAUCGGGAAGGAGAGGAAGUCUUGACAGCCGCAUUUAAUCCUAGAGCUGCGCCCAGAGGGGAGCCUGCCUUCUGAACCCCAGGGCUCCGCACUGUAUUCCCUGGGGCAAGUGGAAAUUUAGGGACAGCUUCGCCCCCUAAGCAAGCAAGCUUUCUUACUUUCAGUCCCAAGGUUUUCUUAUCUGGGCACUGCUGGUGAGAUCGAAGUCCAGGGCAUCGGUUUAGAAGCAGGAGUGAGGAGUUCCUUGCUCGCUCUCGCAAAGGCUGGGACACCCUCCCAGCCAGGCUGAAGGUGCGGAAGGGAGUGCUUACACAGGCAAAAUGGCUCUGCACCCACCGCAGCUCUGAGGACCGCUCCCUGGGUCACCUCUCGCACGGAGCCCAGGCCUCCAGUCAGACCUGGAGAGUCUGCAGAGACCCCGCCUCUAGGCAGUGAGAAAGUCUCAAGAUCUGCGAGAAGACGCCACUUAGAGCCUCACCUCCCAGAGCCAAGAAGCCAGCCCGCUUUCAAAGAAGUGGUUUCCAAGGAAGACAUUGUUAAAAGAUAUGCUAUCAAAUAAAAAAAACCCAAGGCCAGAUUAGUCUAGGAUGAACUGCAUAAUCUACUUUGCUGUUGGAGAUCGGUAAGGCACAUUACGAAUAAAGGCUCAGCAGAGUCCUGCGCGAAAGAAACCUGUUUAUCUUGCCCCCCAGAUUUAUUUCCCUUUUUUUGCCCCAGUAAUAUCUAUUCGAGUUAUACUCGGAUCGCCCGAAACACACUUUAGGGAACACUAUUCUAAGAAAUUACAGAGUAGUCUGUCCAGCCUCUCACGCCCCUUCCUAAGUAUUUCUAUCAAGUUCUGCCAGUUUUUCCACCAUGCCGCCAAUGAAAAGGGGGGUUCCUAAAUCAUUUGAGACAUGGCUGGGGGUGUUAUGAGGAGGCAGCAAAUUCUCUCUCCGUGUAUGACCCAAAUCCUAUCCAUCCCAGGGGCAAGAUGUGCCACAAUCCCUGUGGAAGGAAGGAAAAUGGGAAAAUGCAGGAUUGGACUGGCAUGCUGGCCCCUACACCAGCAGGGCAGCCCUUUUGGGUUGGAAGAUUCCUGCUCAGGGCAGCUGAUGGCCAGAGCUACACUGCCUUGACCAAGAGACCCCUCUGCUGCCUUGACCUGGGCCAGAUGAGGGCAUUGGCACUAUCACACCGCAGCCUGGCCAGACUCACUCAUUCAUCCGAUGUAUAUUACUGAGCCCCAACUCAAUCUCAGGCGGUUUCAGGUGUGGAGGGUACAGCUGUGAUCAGCAAAGUUCUUGCCUUCAGGGAGUUUCCAUUCUAGCAGAAACUUGAGACUGAAUAUGUGCUGCUAACGUCCCCUUAAUGGUGAAAAUAUGAGCUCAUCCCAGGACGGUGCCCUCAAAGGUUAACAUUCAGAACUGCAAACAAGACCGUCAGGUCAGACGUGGCCUUCCGGUCAAAUUCAGCUCCCAGACACGUUUUGUUUGGACCAUAUAUUGUUUCUAGGCACUUUUGUGCCAACGUUGAAAAGAUGGACAAUUGCAGCUCAGGACCUGUAUUCCUACAAGGCCACAACAGGGUGUAAUUGAACCAUCGCCUCCCCUUAUGAUAUGCUCUCCAGGUUAUCACAACACUGGCCAUGCACGUGGUCUCCCCAGCACUGGCACUAAGUGCUACUUGCCACUUAUCCAGCUGUCACUGUUUGGUUGGCUCACUGACUAGUUAUGCUUCCCCUACCCUGUCUUUUAAUUUUUUUUUCCUUUUUUUUGACUUUCCUUCAAUAUUUGAGUGCUUGCUUUUAAGAAGGGAACUAUUUCGAGGCACCCGGAAGUCUCAGUUGAUUAAGCAUCAGACCCUUGGUUUCCACUUAGGUCAUGAUCUCACAGUUCGUGGGAUCACAGUUGGUCGGCUCUGUGUGCUGAUGGAGCAGAGCCUGCUUGGGAUUCUGUCUCCCUCUCUCUGUCUCUUCUCUACUCUCUCUCU
Molecule: messenger RNA, 7026 nt
Organism: Acinonyx jubatus (cheetah)
Lineage: Eukaryota; Metazoa; Chordata; Mammalia; Carnivora; Felidae
Gene: PKNOX2
Product: PBX/knotted 1 homeobox 2
Exons: 15
Coding region: 1253-2671 (472 amino acids)
Biological process (GO): regulation of transcription by RNA polymerase II
Molecular function (GO): RNA polymerase II cis-regulatory region sequence-specific DNA binding; DNA-binding transcription factor activity, RNA polymerase II-specific
Source: RefSeq, a predicted model, not a curated record